This is a messenger RNA of Menidia menidia (Atlantic silverside), 321 nucleotides long. The record is from the annotation of a GenBank genome assembly. NCBI's taxonomy places the organism in Eukaryota, Metazoa, Chordata, Actinopteri, Atheriniformes, Atherinopsidae.
AUGGCUUCGCUCAGGCAGGAGCACCACUAUGGGCUCUCCUGUGGAAAGACUAACAAAAACAGCCCCAACAUCACGCUGUACCACGUCAAGCUGACGGACUCCGCUAUCAGAGCGCUGGAGGCUUACCAGAAUCUGAAGGGAGCCUUACCAAAAAGGGGAAGCAGUGCCAUGGCAUCUCACUCUGGAGCCGAGGAGGCCGGGACAAAAGACAGCCUGUUUUCAGACGGCCAUUACUCAGGCUGCAGAGGAUGUGGAAACAAUAGCCUGCAUGAGAUCUACACCCAGACCUCACAUUCACCCAAAAGCUCACAGGAAACAUAA